AUGUCCUUGAAUAACAUAUUUAAGUAAAAACAAUUAGAUAGAAUAAAAGAAUAAUAAUUAAACAAGUAUAAGAUUAUAAAGAUUAUAUAGAGAAGAGAAAGAAAAAAAAUUAGAAUAAAUUAGAAAAAUUAAGUCAGUUUAAUUCAAAGCAAGAUAAGAAAAUCGAGUUGAAGUGUUUGAAGAAAAUAAACUUAAUAAAUUAAGAGAAACCUUGAAAGAUGGGAGUUAUCCAAUACUACCAAUUACAAAACAUUCAUUUAGAGAUCGUUAUAAAGAUAAGGAGUUAGAUGGAAAUAUAAUUUUGAGAAGGUACAUAAUAAUUUAUAUAUUAGUUAAUUAUCAGGGAAAGAGAGAGCUAGAUAAACAAUGUUAGAUUUUAAAUAAGGACAUUUAAGACCUGGUGAAUUUAAUAAGGAUGAACCACAUAAAAACCAUUAUAAAUGGUUAAAAGUGGAUGAUCAUAGUUAAUAAGGAAGACCAAUAAGAUUUGGAAAGGGAGAAAGAGUAGAAACAGAAAGAGUAAAACGUAUUGUGGAGAGUAGUAACUAAAAGAUUGAUUAUGUGGUAAUAUGUUUCAUAUACAGAAAAAAGACUUGAUGAUGUUAACUAAUCCUUCAUGGAAGUAAAAUGAUAAAUUUAAAUGGAUGGAUAACAAUACAUUUAAUAUUUAUAAUAAAAAGAAUUUUGAUCCAAGUUCAUGGGAUUAAUUCCCUCUAAGUUACAAAAAUUAAAGUAAUGUGUAUGUGGAAGGAUUUGAAGUAUUAGGAGAUCCUUAAAGAAAAAGAUAUAAAGAGUAGGAAGUAAUAUUAUAUUUAUAUUAAUUUAAUAGCAUUAAAGAACAGAGUAUAUACCUACUGUAAAAUAAGAUUAAAUUGGUACAACUCUACACAUUUCAAGAUCUAUAAGAACAUUUAAAGCUGAUUAAUUAAUUAAUGAAUAACCUAAUUUUGAUUAAUUCUCUUAGAAUGCUAAACUUAAACAUUAUAAAUCUGCUUUAAUUGAUACAAAAAGUAUUGAUCAUUUAGUACCAUAUUAACAUAGUAAUAAGUAUUAUUAUAUUUUAUUCUAAUUUAGUUUUAAAUCUUUAGAUUUUAAAAAUUUAAGACCUGAAUUAAAAACUAAAAUAUUUCGCAAUUCUAUGACUACUUCUACUAAGGCAUAAACUUAGAAUUGUAAUUAAACACCUUUAAAAACUACAUAAACUAAAUUUGAAACUGAAUAAGCAACUACUGCUGAUUAUAUGCAAUCAUAAUUAUCAAAAAUAUAAGAAGUUUCAUAAAAUUUAAUUGCUUCAGAUUAAAAAAUUUAAGUUAAUCAAAAAACCUUAGAGAGUGAAAAUUCGAAAUCCAAAACUUAAUUUAAUAAAUAACAAUCCUUAGACAAUCUUAUUAAACUUAAGUACCCUUAUCAUUAAGAGAAUGAUGAAUCUACAAAGAAAAUCAUCCAUGAAUAUUUUAAAUGGUAAUGA
Messenger RNA from Paramecium sonneborni, 1468 nucleotides. The record is from the annotation of a GenBank genome assembly. NCBI's taxonomy places the organism in Eukaryota, Ciliophora, Oligohymenophorea, Peniculida, Parameciidae.